GAGGAAAAGAGGAGUUGCGCGACGGAGCCUUCCGCAGCUGCUGCCUCAGUCCGAAGGAGGAAGGGAACCAACCCACUUUCUCAGCGCCACGGCUCCUCUCUAAAGCAAUGUGAAAACCUUUUCAUCUUCUGAUAGUCUAGCCAAGGUCCAAGAAGUAGCAAGCUGGCUUUUGGAAAUGAAUCAGGAACUGCUCUCUGUGGGCAGCAAAAGACGACGAACUGGAGGUUCUCUGAGAGGUAACCCUUCCUCAAGCCAGGCAGAUGAGGAACAGAUGAAUCGUGUAGUAGAGGAGGAACAGCAGCAGCAGCAGCAGCAGCAGCAGCAACAGCAGCAACUGAGACAACAAGAGGAGGAGCACACUGCAAGGAAUGGUGAAGUUGUUGGAGUAGAACCUAGACCUGGAGACCAAAGUGACUCCCAGCAAGGACAAGUGGAAGAAAACAAUAAUCGAUUUAUUUCAGUAGAUGAGGACUCCUCAGGAAAUCAAGAGGAACAAGAGGAAGAUGAAGAACACGCUGGUGAACAAGAUGAGGAGGAUGAAGAGGAGGAGGAAAUGGACCAGGAGAGUGAUGAUUUUGAUCAGUCUGAUGACAGUAGCAGAGAAGAUGAACAUACUCAUAGUAACAGUGUCACAAACUCCAGUAGUAUUGUGGACCUACCCAUUCACCAACUCUCCUCCCCAUUCUAUACAAAGACAACAAAAAUGAAAAGAAAGUUGGACCAUGGUUCCGAGGUCCGCUCCUUUUCUUUGGGAAAGAAACCAUGCAAAGUCUCAGAAUAUACAAGUACCACUGGGCUUGUGCCAUGUUCAGCAACACCAACAACUUUUGGGGACCUGAGAGCAGCCAAUGGCCAAGGGCAACAACGACGUCGGAUUACAUCUGUCCAACCACCUACAGGCCUCCAGGAAUGGCUAAAAAUGUUUCAGAGCUGGAGUGGACCAGAGAAAUUGCUUGCUUUAGAUGAACUCAUUGAUAGUUGUGAACCAACGCAAGUGAAACAUAUGAUGCAAGUGAUAGAACCCCAGUUUCAAAGAGACUUUAUUUCUUUGCUCCCUAAAGAGCUGGCACUUUAUGUGCUUUCAUUCCUGGAACCCAAAGACCUGCUACAAGCAGCUCAGACGUGUCGAUACUGGAGAAUUUUGGCUGAAGACAACCUUCUCUGGAGAGAGAAAUGCAGAGAAGAGGGGAUUGAUGAACCAUUGCAUAUCAAGAGAAGAAAAGUAAUAAAACCAGGUUUCAUACACAGUCCGUGGAAAAGUGCAUACAUCAGACAGCACAGAAUUGAUACAAACUGGAGGCGAGGAGAACUCAAAUCUCCUAAGGUGCUGAAAGGACACGAUGAUCAUGUGAUCACAUGCUUACAGUUUUGUGGUAACCGAAUAGUUAGUGGUUCUGAUGACAACACUUUAAAAGUUUGGUCAGCAGUCACAGGCAAAUGUCUGAGAACGUUAGUGGGACAUACAGGUGGAGUAUGGUCAUCACAGAUGAGAGACAAUAUCAUCAUUAGUGGAUCCACAGAUCGAACUCUCAAAGUGUGGAAUGCGGAGACGGGGGAAUGCAUACACACCCUGUAUGGGCAUACUUCCACUGUGCGCUGCAUGCAUCUCCAUGAGAAAAGAGUCGUUAGCGGUUCUCGAGAUGCCACCCUUAGGGUUUGGGAUAUUGAGACAGGCCAGUGUUUACAUGUCUUGAUGGGUCAUGUAGCAGCAGUCCGCUGUGUUCAGUAUGAUGGCAGGAGGGUUGUUAGUGGAGCGUAUGAUUUUAUGGUGAAGGUAUGGGAUCCAGAGACUGAGACCUGUCUACACACGUUGCAGGGGCAUACCAAUAGAGUCUAUUCAUUACAGUUUGAUGGCAUCCAUGUGGUGAGUGGAUCUCUUGAUACAUCAAUCCGAGUUUGGGAUGUGGAGACAGGGAACUGCAUUCACACAUUAACAGGGCACCAGUCGUUAACAAGUGGAAUGGAACUCAAAGACAAUAUUCUUGUCUCUGGGAAUGCAGAUUCUACAGUUAAAAUCUGGGAUAUCAAAACAGGACAGUGUUUACAAACAUUGCAAGGUCCCAACAAGCAUCAGAGUGCUGUGACCUGUUUACAGUUCAAUAAGAACUUUGUAAUUACCAGCUCAGAUGAUGGAACUGUAAAACUAUGGGACUUGAAAACGGGUGAAUUUAUUCGAAACCUAGUCACAUUGGAGAGUGGGGGUAGUGGGGGAGUUGUGUGGCGGAUCAGAGCCUCCAACACAAAGCUGGUGUGUGCAGUCGGGAGUCGGAAUGGAACUGAAGAAACCAAGCUGCUGGUGCUGGACUUUGAUGUGGACAUGAAGUGAAGAGCAGAGAAGACAAAUUUUGUGUAGACGAUAUACUCCCUUCCCUUCCCCUGCGCAAAAAAA
Molecule: messenger RNA, 2389 nt
Organism: Urocitellus parryii (Arctic ground squirrel)
Lineage: Eukaryota; Metazoa; Chordata; Mammalia; Rodentia; Sciuridae
Source: RefSeq, a predicted model, not a curated record